AUGUCGCAAUCCCAAUUCAAAUUCGCCAACUCGGACGCCGAAGUUCCAGGCAACGGUUCUCCUCCCCUAGAAUUUACUAUCAAAGCACCAUCUUCCACGGAUAUAUGGGCUAAACCGCCUUCCACCAUCUCCUUCUCGGCCCCUAUCUUAUACAAAUCUAUACCUCUCAUGGCAUUCAAGCGGAUCCGCAUCGCUGUCAAUGCCGUUUGGGAGAAGAAAUAUGACCAGGGCGGUGUGGUCCUUGUCCUAAAUAUCGCCGAUGGGGGGCAGAAGUGGGUGAAGUGCGGUAUUGAAUUCACCCACGGUAAACCCCACCUCAGCGUCGUUGCGAAAGACAACUGGGCGGACUGGAGCUUGCUUCCAGUGCCCGGGGCCAUGGGUAGUGGUACGGCAACUCUUGAACUAGUUAAAGAAGAGGAUGGAAGUCUGUGGAUCUAUUCUGUUGAGGGCUUGGAAAAGUCUCCUAUCCGGGAGGUCACUUGGGUUUUUGAAGAGGAAAAUAUAAAGGACCUAUGGGUUGGUGUCUAUGCUGCAAGGCCAUCGAGUGAGGGCGGGGAACUUCCUGUCAAUUUCGGUCAUUUGAUUAUAGACCAGCACUAG
Molecule: messenger RNA, 600 nt
Organism: Penicillium roqueforti
Lineage: Eukaryota; Fungi; Ascomycota; Eurotiomycetes; Eurotiales; Aspergillaceae
Exons: 1
Coding region: 1-600 (199 amino acids)
Source: RefSeq, a predicted model, not a curated record